Molecule: messenger RNA, 2142 nt
Organism: Eptesicus fuscus (big brown bat)
Lineage: Eukaryota; Metazoa; Chordata; Mammalia; Chiroptera; Vespertilionidae
Gene: CHCHD7
Product: coiled-coil-helix-coiled-coil-helix domain containing 7
Exons: 5
Coding region: 424-681 (85 amino acids)
Source: RefSeq, a predicted model, not a curated record
CGCCCGCCCCCGCCGCGCAGGGCCGGGAUCGGCUGUCAGUCUGGCGGCGGCGCGCGCCGAUUGGACCGGCGGCCGCCGGGGAGCGGGGGCAGCAGGUUAGGGUGCGCGCUACUUAAGGUCCAGCUGCGAGAGCUAUUGACGUGUUUGGAGCUGGAGACUGUCGGGUCCCUGGCGAAGCGGCACCUCGAGCCUCCUUCCCAGCCUUUGCAGCGUCACUGCCUGCGCCUACGCCCGGUUUCCUGCGCUGUCCUCGCCACCUGCCCCUCGGCACCGUCGAAGGUUGCAGCAAGGUGUGUUCACCUGUGCCCGCCGUCCACGGUUAGACGGACGGGCUGCAUCGCGGAAGGCAGCGAGGUCUCGGGCUGGCAUCUCUCCGGGUUCUCCAUUCGGUUUCCCGCCUCCCUCCGUAAGAAGACUGUUAGGAUGCCAAUGGUAGCGCGAAGACUGCGAGAUCCUGAUAUAAAUCCUUGCUUGUUGGAAUCUGAUGCUUCUACCAGAUGUAUGGAUGAAAAUAACUAUGACAGGGAAAUGUGUUCCAAUUACUUCUUGAAGUACAAAAACUGCCGAAAGUUCUGGAAUUCUAUCAUGUUGCAGAGAAGACAGAAUGGAGUGAAGCCACCUAUGCCAACAGCAGCAGAAAGAAAUGAAAUCUUGAGAGCAAUGGGAAAGAUGCCCUAUUGAAUGUUUGCAUUAAAAUGAUUUAACUCAAAAGGAGAUAUUUUAAGUAAAUGAUUACUGUAAUCUUUUAAGACCGUACAAACCUUACCCAGACAGAUCUUAUAUUCUGUAAGGGGAGACAAACUUGAGUGGACCAUGUGUCCUUUGUGUUUGCUCUCAGUGCCAUGAUGAUAGUGUGCCACUGCCGAGCAUGCGUGUCGGAGCUCACAGUACUUCCUGGAGUUACGGGGGUGUUAGGAAAGGCUACACGAGCUGGGCUUUUCGUCUGGGUCUCAAAAGAAAAGUAAAGUAUGAGAAAGUAAAGACUUAAUGGGGUGAAAAGAAGGCAGUAUUUCAUGUGAGCAACAACCUGCUAGAAGGAAAGCUAGAGACAAAUUCAGAGUUGUCUGUCCACUGUCUCACCUGAGUUUAAGGUGGGUAGAGGAGUAAUGGCAGAGAUGACUGUGCGUGGCCUCAAAUCCGAGGCUCAUUACUAAGAUCUCUAUCCUUACUUCACUCACUUAUCUUCGUUUAAAUUAGGUCAGCGCAUCCACUAGGCAGGAAGAAGGGCUGAGGAAGGUUGCCUUAAGUAAAUGGCAUACAAAAGAACUGGCUUGCUUUCUUUAAGGAAAGGUUUGGUUAAAGGCCUCUGUGACUAAAAUCCAUAAACAGUGGACAACCUUCUGAAGGCAUAGUAUUCUCGAACUAUGGUAGUGGGGGCGGAAACGUGAUUCUCUCAGAAGUAGGAUUUUUAUUUUCAGGAUGUGGUGGGCAGGGAAGGGUAUGGGGUUCAUCAGGUGAAUACAACACUGGGAUGAAACUAGAGCUCAACUUCACUUUAUGAUAUAAGCCUGUUAGAGAAAGACAAAUAUCACAUGAUCUCACUUAUGUGUGGAAUCUAAUGAACAAAAUAAACUGAUGAACAAAAUAGAUCCAGACACAUGGAAGCAUGCACCAGACUGAUGAAUCUCAGAGGGAAGCGGGGUGAAGGAGGGAGAGGUUAACCAAAGAACUUAUAUGCAUAUAUGCAUAACCCAUGGACACAGACAAUAGUGAGGUGAAAGCCUGGGAGGGGUCAGGAGCUGGGUGGAGGGGGUCAAUGGAGGAUAAAAAAGGGACAUCUGUAAUACUUUCAACAACAAAUAUUUAAAAAAAUAUUCAGUAUAGUGAUGGGUGGAUUGCAUAGCAGCUCUUAUACCCUCCACUUUUUAAAAUCCAGUUUGCUUCAUUUAAAGAGUAGUUUUAUAAAAGACAUUUAAUAAUGGAAAAUCAACAAAGACAAAUAGUUUGUGUCCCUUUUCUUCAGGUGGCCCAUGAUCAUCAAAGAGUAUAAUUUUAAUGGCUGCUGACAACAAACUAUCCAUCUGGUCUUUGUCCAAAAUUCAGCUCAACUUGUUUUUAAGCCAUAGCAUUGUCACUGGUACCUGUGAUUGUAUUUGAGUACAAUGUGAUUUCAUUUUGAGUAAAGUUGUAUUUGAAAUUCUG